AUGAGAGAUAGUCUUGUGAGGAAAGUGGAAAAAUCAAUGGAAGAUAAACUCUUUAAAAUCAGGAAAAUGCAAAAGUAGUUUAAUAAAAAACAAAAUCAAACAAGAAAUGAAAUGUAAAUUGAAGCAAGGAAUGAUCUGAUACUCAAGAUAUUAUUUCACAUGUUCCAUAAUGCUAACUAUCAAAUAAAUACGAAAUUCUUAGAGAUAUUUGUUCUGGCUGAAAUAUAUCAAAAAUAGUAUUAAGCUCUCUACAUCUUGUAAUCCCUCAAACACAAAUAAAAUUCAGCCUUUAACAAGAAACAAUACUCUUACCUAAAUAUGUUGAUAUUCCAAAAAUCAAGAAUAAAUGAUCAGCAAUCAAAACGAGAACUAAUAGACGUAGACUCUACUCUAUUCAUUGAUGCUAAUUUCUAAGAGUAUAAGAGAUUAAUAUAUGAAACUACUAACUUAGUAGAGAAAUUCUGGCAAGAUCUUAAGAAAAAUGACUAUUAAAUGAGGAAAAUAAUUAAUGUAGGAAAGUUAAUUGUAGAUAACUUUUUGAUGCUAAAAGAGAUAUAUGAAUGUAUUUUAGAGGAAAAACCAGACUACAGAGAAAUUGUCAUACUAGGAAUAUAAUUUAAUUAAUGUGUCUUGAAUUUUGAAAUUGAAGCAAUUUAGCAAGCAAACUAUCUGAAAAACCUUGAUUAAAAAUUGAAAAUAACUAAGCUUAACUAGUAUGGACAGCAUUAAACUAAUGAGAUCGGAAUGGUAAUUGCAGCAUUUCGUCCUCACAAAAAGACGAAGAUUAUAUUAGCGAACAAAUUUAUUUCUGAUCUAAGUGGAUACGAGCAAAAGGAAAUUCAUAAAAAAGAAUUAAAUAUGCUUAUUCCUUAAGUAAUAGCGAACGUACAUGAAACUCUAAUUAAAAACUUUAUCUUUAAUGAAUAACAAGCCAUUGAUACAAAGCUUAAGAGAGUUUGGAUUAAAACUUGUGAGGGGCAUAUUGAGCCUGUAUAAGUAUCAAUCAAUGCUUGUAUCUCUCAGAAAAAGGGUCUUCUCUUAGUUGCAUUUAUAGACCCCAUAGUUUAAAUUAAGAAGAAAAAUUUUCAUUGUAAAGUCGAAGAUUCUUAUUUCUUGAUUACAGAUGAGGAAGGUUUUAUCUUAUGUAGCUCUUUCAAUUUCGCAAAUGAUUUUAUGGGGUCUAACUCAUAUAUUUCUGAUAUUAAGAUCAACAUUGAUGAUAUGUUUCAUAAUUUGAAAACUUUUAAGGAAGACGAUCUCAGAAAUGGGGUAAAAACUCAAAUGAUAUUUACUUUUGCAAGUUAAUUCCUCCCUUAGAGUGAAUUAAAUCAAAAAAAGGUUGAUGUUAUAAUCACAUAGGGAACACAUUUACUCUCUGAAGGUGUUAUAAUAAAAGAAAUCAUUUUUAGUAUAGAAAGAGCAUCAGAAAUAAAAUAGAUAAAACAUACUAUUCAAGAUCUAGAUUAUGAAAUGGGAGAAUCUGAAACUUUUGCAAUUGAUGAAGAUAAAAUUGACCCUCAUUUUGGAUAUGGAUCAGAUAGUUCAGCUUCCUCUAAUUCAAAUUCACUGAAAUCUAGUGAGCUGCUAUAGACAAAAUAAAUUAUUGAUUUUCAAAAAAUACCUUAAUCAAUCUUGAAUGUUAGAAGAGCCAUUAUACUAUUCUUUAUGACUCUUGCAGCUACAUCAUUUGCGAUGCUUGCAGUUUCUAUUGUUUCUAAUGAUUAAUUCAAAGCAGAUCAAGAUUAGGUCCAAAGGAGCAUUUACUUAGUAGGUUAGCUAGCUAAUAUGAGACUAACAUUUAGAUUAUUAGUAUAAACUAAUUACAUUGAUGAAGAUAUAUAAAGCUAUAGCUUUCAUGAGUUACAGCAAAUGAUGCAGACUUAUUACUAUCAGAUUAAGCUAUAUGCCUAAUAUAUGUCAAGUGAUAAAUACAAGGAUAGCUCAUAGCUAAACUACUAUAUGAGAUAGAAUGCAUUGCAAUUAUCUGAAAUUCAAUAAGAUGGGAAGAUCACAACUUAUAACACUACCUUUACAAUAGGAAUACAGUAAUAUUUAACCAAGAUUGAAAAUUUUAUGGAUAUGGAUUAGUAAUUAUUUAAAGAGCGAAUAGGAACUUUCAAACUUCUGCCAUAGAUGAGUAAUUUAACUAUUUAUAGAUAAAAUGUUUGGUUUUUAAUUCACAAUGGAAAUACUGAAAUUAGAAACUUUUGCUUGCUGCUUGCAGAUUUGUAUAUGGAAGAAGGUUAAAGUAAAGAAGCUAAUUAUAAUAUGACAGUGCUUAUAAUUUCUGUCAGCUGCAUCGGAGUCACGCUUAUCAUAUCUCUUAUAUUUAUACCAGUUACAUUCGCUUUAGAUAAUGAUGAAAAGGAAAUAGUCUCAUUUUGGAUGAUUAUCAGAGAUGAAACUAAAGAAGAAGUAUUGAAUAAUAUAUCUGAAUUUGUGAAAUUUUUCCAGAGUGAAAAUAUGGAUAAAAUGAAUCUUAGGGGUGUAAAACCAAAGACUAAAGAGAUCCUUGAUCAAAGUGUGAUAAUGGCUCGGUCACUUAAUCAACCAAAAACUAGACCAAGUUCUCUUUAGGUGUUUAACUAAAACAAUAAUCAUAUGAGGUCUAAGUUAUCUUAACAUAGAUUCGAACAUAAUUAGAGAGGUAGCUCUGGGAUAAUUGAUUAAUUUGACAAUGAUGACGAAGAAAUAAUGAAUAACAACAUCCUGAAAAACAAGAAAUAGCUGGCUGCUGUGGUUAAUAGAAUCAUGAUGAAUAAUCGAGGCUUACAACCAUUAGAUGAAAUGAUGAAUGAUGCAAAUGAUGUAAGCAGGUCAUACCAAGAUUCCAUUCCUAAUACUAUGAAUACUAUCCAAAAAAGUAGCAAGUUAGAUCUCUCUGUAUAUGCAAGUACUCUUAAUGAUAAAACUACCUACUUAAAUGAAACUAUAGAUGACAUGGUAUAAUAAAAAUCAGAAUAGUCAGGAGAAGAUUUACAAAAAUAGCUUGAUAAUCUGUUUUUUUAUGAAAAAACAAAGAAAUCUUUGAUUAUUUUAGGCUUUUCAACAAUCAUAAUAGGUUUUUAUUUGGGUUCAUACUUUAUUUGCGCAAACAUAUUUUCUUAGUCAGCUGAAUCUUUUGGCUUUCAAAAGGUAACAAGCAGAAGAGGUCCUUGUCUUUCCACUUCAUUUAAUGUACUUAUUGAAACAUUUACAGAAAAUAAGACCUAGAUUUUAGGAUAUAGUAAUCAGAGAUUAGACGACUAUGUGAGAGCAGAUUGCUCAGGAUUUGAAUCUAAAUAUCUUGACUAUGUUAAGCAACCUCCUUCUCAAUUCUCAAAUAUUUAGAAUAGUUUAAUAAGAAUGGAUGAUAUGUAUGCUUGUGAAAUGACCUUCAAAGAUAAAACUGUAAUAUAGAAUUGCUAAAAAUUUAUGAAUGGAAUUCUGAUGAGUGGAACGAGAAGUGCAAUAUAGAGCAGUUACUUGUUUAUUACACAUGAUUUGAUUAGUUUUCAAGCAAGAAGAGCUGCAAUAAGAGAUUAACAAUUUCUUGACUCAUUAGAAUUUAAUGACGUACUUUAUAGCUACAUGAAAUUAGUAUUGGAUUUUCUGAUUCCGAUUACUGAUAAAAUACGCCUAAUGAUUGAUGAUUCAAUAACAGAAUAUCUCAAUUUCAAGAUGCAACAGUACAUCAUUAUCUUUAGCGUCUUCAUCGUAUUUCUUAUGGUUAGUCUCAUAAUUGCAUUGAAAGUGGUGAUUAGAAUCCUAAAAAGAGUUGUCUUUAGAAGCAGGAUCCUUAUAAAAAUCAUACCGACUUCAGAACUAAAAAGAAUCAAUCAAACUCUAAAGCUUAGCAAAAAAGAAAAGAAUUGA
This is a messenger RNA of Stylonychia lemnae, 3855 nucleotides long. The record is from the annotation of a GenBank genome assembly. Lineage: Eukaryota; Ciliophora; Spirotrichea; Sporadotrichida; Oxytrichidae.